ACGAGUCAUGCAACAAACCAACAAGUGAAUUAAAUGAUGAUGAUGAUAAAACUGGUAAUGUGAUUUUUGGCACGGAUAUCUUGAAAAGGUAAUGCCUAACAUUCCAGGAUGUACCCAUAUUAAUUGAAUUUAAAUAUAUGUAUCUUAAAGGGCAAAAAUAACAAGGUCAGAAACACAAAACGAUAAUUUUUGAAUUUUUUUUUUACAUUCGAAUUCUAUGUCAACAGUGACGAAGCGAUGACGGUAGAAAUAGAAGUGUCACAAAUGUGAUUUUUUUUUAAAUUUUAAUUUUGAAAACAAAAUCAAAUCAAACAAAAAAAAUGCUACAACGAAUACAGAUUAAUGUUUCAAGAUUAAAUUUUAAAUUAUGUAAAACUUUGGUCAAUCAAUUUUCAACAAAUAAAUCUAGUCCACAAUUUAAUGAAUUAUUUAUGAAUGAAUUCAAUGUUGAUGAACAAUUCUUUCGAAAUGUACAGAAUCAGCAAAGAAUUAUGGAAAAUAUUCGUGCCAGAGAAAUUGUUGAUAAUUUCAGUGAAUUAUUCGAAAACAAUCUGAAUGCCGAACAAUUGGGCGAUCGAUUGAUUAAAUUAAGUCGAACAUUACCUAAUGAUUUCCAUCCAAUUUGGAAUGAUCGUCAACAUCAAACAACGAUCGUUGAUCAUAUUGGUCAGAAACGAAAUUUCAAUUUUAAACCAUUAAAAGCUGAAGAUAUCCUUUUCGACAUGAAAUUGGCCGGAUUUUCAUCAAUGACACGUGGUAAACUUGGUAUGGUUGGUGGACCAAGAUCUUAUAUGUUUGUUGAACAGUUAGCUGAAUUAUCACUAGCAUUGGCCCGAUGGACAAUGACUAAAUUGAUUAAUGAAUAUGGAUUUACAUCUGUGAUCACACCUAAUCUUAUUUAUGCUGAUUUUGUUCGUGCAUGUGGAUUUGAACCAUUCGGUGAACGAACACAAGUUUAUACGAUGGAAGGACGACAAAAUGUUUGUUUAGCCGGCACAGCUGAAAUGCCAUUAGCAUCGAUGAAUUUGGGUGAAAAUUUUGCCACCGAAAAUGAUCUACCUAAACGUUAUUGUGCGCUUAGUCGAUGUUAUCGUGCUGAAGCUAAAUCAUCUGGUGAAAUGUCUGGCUUGUAUCGAGUUCAUUAUUUCGAUAAAGUCGAAAUGUUUGCUUUGACACAGGCAAAUGAUUCUGACCGAAUGUUGAAUGAAUUUGUUGAGAUUGAAAAAUCUUUAUUCAAAGAACUUGGAUUAUAUUUUCGUGUUGUUGAUAUGCCACCAAAUGAAUUGGGACCAGCAGCAUAUCGUAAAUUUGAUAUUGAAGCCUAUAUGAAUGGUCGUGAUUUUUGGGGUGAAAUAUCUUCAGCUUCAAAUUGUACUGAUUAUCAAUCAAAACGAUUGAAUAUAACAUAUCAGAAAUAUUAUCUAGAUCCAAUAAGUGAAGCAAUCACUGAAGUGAGAAAAAAUUAUGUACAUACUGUCAAUGGUACGGCCUGUGCUAUACCACGAAUUAUCAUUGCCAUGAUUGAACAAAAUCAAAAUGAAAAACAAGAUUAUUUUCAAAUUCCAGAAUGUUUAAAACCAUAUAUGAAAAAUGAUCGAAUCAAAACAAUGGAAAUAAAAUGAAAUUCUGACGAUCUAUCGAGUAAUUUCGAAAAAUUCAAA
Molecule: messenger RNA, 1661 nt
Organism: Dermatophagoides farinae (American house dust mite)
Lineage: Eukaryota; Metazoa; Arthropoda; Arachnida; Sarcoptiformes; Pyroglyphidae
Gene: SerRS-m
Product: Seryl-tRNA synthetase, mitochondrial
Biological process (GO): seryl-tRNA aminoacylation
Molecular function (GO): ATP binding; serine-tRNA ligase activity
Source: RefSeq, a predicted model, not a curated record